Messenger RNA from Lactuca saligna, 1195 nucleotides. The record is from the annotation of a GenBank genome assembly. Lineage: Eukaryota; Viridiplantae; Streptophyta; Magnoliopsida; Asterales; Asteraceae.
AGUACGUACGUGAGGGUUGAAAGUGUAAAUAAACGAUACCAUUGAUGUGCGUGUUAAUCAGCAUCGUCUCGUUCCGGUGAUUCCAGAGUUUAGACGAUGAUCAGUUCACUGAAUCUGCGGCGGAUUUCGUGCCCUUCCACCAAACUGGAUUACGGCCAACAGUUUACCGGCAACGCCGUCACUCUCCAUCCUUCGAACUUCCGCCGUCAACAACCGCACAAUUGGCGCCUCGCUUCUCUUUCUACAAAUUCAACCACUUCGUCCUCGUUCGAGCCUUCUGUUGCUUCUUCCACUACCUUCAUUUCCUCCGUAGGAUCUCCACCUUCGUCGCUUCCAUCGCUAUCGCAAUGGAACCUCACCCAACGUCACAUCCUCGUCCUCAAUUUCAUCGCUUGUGCGACAGCGAUCUCAGCUACUUGGCUUUUCUGCUCUGCAAUUCCUACACUUCUGGCUUUUAAAAGGGCAGCAGAAUCUCUUGAAAAACUUCUUGAUGUUACUAGGGAAGAGCUUCCUGACACAAUGGCUGCUGUUCGUUUAUCAGGAAUGGAAAUCAGUGACUUAACAAUGGAGCUCAGUGAUUUAGGGCAGGAGAUAACACAAGGUGUUAAAAGCUCCACCCGUGCAGUUCGUUUGGCUGAGGAAAGAUUGAGGCGAUUGACAAACAUGAAUCCAUCAGCAUCAAUGCAGGUGAUGGUUCCAAUGAAAUCCGCAGGACCAGUGGUAGCUAAAACAGCAAGAGGAAUACGGGAAAAUAUUGUGAAAAGUCGUGCUUUCAUGCAAAUGUUUUUCACAAUUACCCAAUUUUCCAAAGUAGCUAUUAAGUACUUAAUAUCUCGAGCAAAGUCAAAAGCUUGAUAAGAUGAGCAAACACUCAUAUAUGCUUAUUUAUGCUUAAUGUAAGCUCUUGAUGUAACUUCUUUUUCAGAGUGGAUUUUGACAUAUCUUGAUCUUACAACCCGGUUUUUAACAGAAAAUGCCCUAAAAGUUGUUGAAUGUGUCCUUAAAACCAUGGUGUAUUUUUUAUUUAUUUAUAUAACCCAAUUCAAACAAAGUAAAGAGGUAAGUAAUGAUUCGAUAUUGACAAGGACUUAAUGGUUGAAGUUAUUUGUUUAUAUUAUAUUUUUUAUGUAUGUGUGUCAUGGAUUCUUGGAUUUCUUUUAGGAAGUUGAUGAAGUUAAAGCGUAUAAUUGUAAGG